Molecule: messenger RNA, 3678 nt
Organism: Phaethon lepturus (White-tailed tropicbird)
Lineage: Eukaryota; Metazoa; Chordata; Aves; Phaethontiformes; Phaethontidae
Gene: RC3H2
Product: ring finger and CCCH-type domains 2
Exons: 20
Coding region: 32-3607 (1191 amino acids)
Molecular function (GO): metal ion binding
Source: RefSeq, a predicted model, not a curated record
UAGCCUGCUAAACAAGUGUCCAGCUUCCACAAUGCCUGUGCAGGCAGCUCAGUGGACAGAAUUUCUGUCCUGCCCAAUCUGCUACAACGAGUUUGAUGAGAAUGUGCACAAACCCAUCAGCUUAGGUUGCUCUCACACUGUCUGUAAGACCUGCCUGAACAAGCUUCAUCGCAAGGCAUGUCCUUUCGACCAGACUGCCAUCAAUACAGACAUCGAUGUGCUUCCUGUAAACUUUGCACUCCUCCAGUUAGUUGGAGCCCAGGUACCUGAUCAUCAGACAGUAAAGUUGAGUAAUGUAGGAGAGAACAAACAUUAUGAAGUAGCAAAGAAAUGUGUUGAGGAUUUGGCACUCUACUUGAAGCCAUUAAGUGGAGGAAAAGGUGUUGCAAGCUUGAACCAGAGUGCACUAAGCCGUCCAAUGCAAAGGAAGCUUGUGACGCUGGUGAAUUGUCAGCUGGUGGAGGAAGAGGGUCGGGUUAGAGCUAUGAGGGCAGCUCGAUCACUGGGAGAGAGGACUGUUACAGAAUUGAUCUUGCAGCACCAAAAUCCUCAGCAGCUUUCUGCCAAUCUUUGGGCUGCUGUCAGGGCACGAGGAUGCCAGUUUCUAGGACCAGCUAUGCAAGAGGAGGCACUGAAACUUGUAUUACUGGCACUGGAAGAUGGCUCUGCACUCUCAAGAAAAGUUCUGGUACUUUUUGUUGUGCAAAGGCUGGAACCAAGAUUUCCUCAGGCCUCUAAAACAAGCAUUGGUCACGUUGUGCAGCUACUGUAUAGGGCAUCAUGCUUUAAGGUCACUAAAAGGGAUGAAGAUUCUUCUCUGAUGCAACUUAAAGAAGAGUUUCGGAGUUAUGAGGCUUUGCGGAGAGAACAUGAUGCCCAAAUUGUUCACAUUGCCAUGGAAGCAGGACUUCGAAUUUCACCAGAACAGUGGUCUUCCCUUCUUUAUGGUGACUUGGCGCAUAAAUCACACAUGCAAUCCAUUAUUGACAAGCUCCAAUCUCCCGAAUCUUUUGCAAAGAGUGUACAAGAAUUGACAAUUGUCUUGCAGCGCACGGGGGAUCCUGCAAACUUAAACAGGCUGAGGCCUCAUUUAGAGCUCCUGGCAAACAUAGAUCCAAAUCCAGAUGCAGCAUCUCCAACGUGGGAGCAGCUGGAAAAUGCAAUGGUUGCUGUAAAGACUGUGGUACAUGGGCUGGUGGAUUUCAUUCAGAAUUACAGUAGAAAAGGCCAUGAAACUCCACAGCCACAACCAAAUAGCAAAUAUAAAACAAGUAUGUGCCGAGACCUUCGACAGCAAGGGGGAUGUCCAAGGGGAACAAACUGUACAUUUGCUCAUUCUCAGGAAGAGCUUGAAAAAUAUCGCUUGAGGAACAAAAAAAUCAGUGCAACAGUGAGAACAUUCCCCCUUCUAAAUAAAGUUGGCGUAAAUAGCACUGUCUCAACCACAACAGGAAACGUAAUUUCUGUCAUAGGAAGCCCUGAAACAACAGGGAAGAUGGUGCCAAGUACUAAUGGAAUAGCUAAUCUAGAAAGUGGUGUUCCUCAGUUGAUCCCUCGCUGUGCGGACACCUCCUUAAGAGCUUUGGAGAACACCAAGAAGGGAGGGAAGUCUGGAGCCAAUGGACAGAAUGUUUCAGGAUCACCUACAGAAUCACUACCUGAAAAUAAAAUUGGUUCUCCACCCAAGACUCCUGUAAGCCAGGCAGCAGCUACCUCAGCUGGUCCUCCUAGUAUUGGAACAGAAGUUAAUUCUGUGCCUCCAAAAUCCAGCCCGUUUGUUCCCAGAGUACCUGUCUACCCUCCGCAUUCUGAUAAUGUUCAAUAUUUCCAAGAUCCCAGGACUCAGCUGUCAUAUGAAGUUCCACAGUACCCACAGACAGGAUACUAUCCACCACCUCCAACAGUACCAGCUGGUGUGGCUCCCUGUGUUCCUCGCUUUGUGAGGUCCAAUAACGUUCCAGAAUCCUCCCUCCCACCUGCUUCCGUGCCAUAUGCCGAUCAUUACAGUACAUUUCCCCCUCGAGAUCGACUGAAUUCUCCUUACCAACCUCCUCCUCCGCAGCCGUAUGGACCAGUUCCUCCAGUCCCUUCUGGAAUGUAUGCUCCAGUUUAUGACAGCAGGCGCAUCUGGCGCCCACAGAUGUACCCACGAGAUGAUAUUAUUAGGAGCAAUUCUUUACCUCCCAUGGAUGUGAUGCACUCAUCUGUCUAUCAGACAUCAUUACGUGAGAGAUACAACUCUUUGGAUGGGUAUUACUCUGUGGCUUGUCAACCUCCAAACGAACAGAGGACUGUGCCUUUACCAAGGGAGCCUUGUGGUCAUUUGAAGACUGGUUAUGAUGAGCAGUUAAGACGGAAGCCAGAGCAAUGGGCGCAGUACCACACGCAGAAAACUCCUCUGGUAUCGUCAACUCUUCCUGUGGCAACACCAUCUCCAACACCACCUUCUCCUCUCUUCAGUGUAGAUUUCAGCACAGAGUUCUCAGAGAGUGUCAGUGAUUUGAGUGGAACUAAAUUUGAGGAAGACCAUCUGUCUCACUAUUCACCGUGGUCUUGUGGCACUAUUGGCUCUUGUAUAAAUGCUAUCGACUCAGAGCCCAAGGAUGUGAUUGCCAAUUCAAAUGCCGUGUUAAUGGAUUUGGACAGUGGGGAUGUUAAAAGGAGAGUGCAUUUAUUUGAAACCCAGAGAAGGGCAAAGGAAGAAGAUCCUAUAAUCCCAUUUAGCGAUGGACCGAUCAUCUCCAAGUGGGGUGCAAUCUCCAGGUCAUCCCGCACGGGUUAUCACACGACAGAUCCUAUUCAAGCCACUGCUUCCCAAGGAAGUGCUACGAAGCCCAUCAGUGUAUCAGAUUAUGUCCCUUAUGUCAAUGCUGUUGACUCAAGAUGGAGUGCCUAUGGCUCAGAUUCUACUUCAUCAGCACGUUACGCAGAACGGGACAGGUUCAUAGUUACAGAUUUGUCUGGUCACAGAAAGCAUUCCAGCACUGGAGAUCUAUUGACUAUUGAAUUGCAGCAGGCCAAAAGUAACUCAUUAUUACUUCAGAGAGAGGCGAAUGCACUAGCCAUGCAACAGAAGUGGAAUUCUCUAGAUGAAGGCAGUCGUCUUACCUUAAAUCUUUUAAGCAAGGAAAUUGAUUUGAGGAAUGGUGAGACUGAUUAUACUGAAGACUGUGCAGACACAAAGCCAGAUCGAGACAUUGAAUUGGAGCUGUCAGCCCUUGAUACAGAUGAACCUGAUGGGCAAGGUGAACAAAUAGAAGAGAUUCUGGAUAUACAGCUAGGUAUUAGUUCUCAAGAUGAUCAGCUGCUCAAUGGAACAACCGUAGAGAAUGGGCAUCCACUAAAGCAGCACCAGAAAGAAUCUAUGGAACAGAAGAGACAAAGUUUAGGUGAAGACCUUGUGAUUCUGGAGGAGCAGAAAACAAUCCUGCCCGUAACUUCUUGCUUCAGUCAGCCGAUCACAACAUCUGUUAGCAAUGCAAGCUGCCUGCCCAUCAGCACACCAGUCAGUGUUGGCAGCCUCAUUUUGAAAACUGCUCACAUUAUGUCUGAGGAUAAAAAUGACUUUUUAAAGCCUGUUGCAAAUGGCAGGAUGGUUAACAGCUGAAAGGCAGUCAUCUUUCCAGCUUGUGACCACACCAUGGAAGCAUUUACACUAGCUUUUUAUAUAUAUAAUAU